This is a messenger RNA of Onychostoma macrolepis, 5032 nucleotides long. RefSeq names its product ATPase phospholipid transporting 8A2 (gene atp8a2). Gene Ontology annotation, cellular component: plasma membrane. The record is from RefSeq and is a predicted model, not a curated record. Gene Ontology annotation, molecular function: ATPase-coupled intramembrane lipid carrier activity; ATP hydrolysis activity; magnesium ion binding. Gene Ontology annotation, biological process: neuron development; phospholipid translocation. The transcript has 36 exons. Lineage: Eukaryota; Metazoa; Chordata; Actinopteri; Cypriniformes; Cyprinidae. Bases 225 to 3947 code for a protein of 1240 amino acids.
ACGUAUUGAGACACAGCCAUUGUCUCAUUGCUUUUCGUUUCAGCGCAUCGUGAACACACAGGUGUUUCCACGGAAUAAAGCAGCUUUUAUAAAGAUAAACAAAUGCACAAGGUUUCCUACAAAGGUGUUUGCUGCGCCAUUGUGCUCCCAUCAGCACAUUCUAUACAGGGGGUCCCGUGGGCGUCGCGCUUAUGCUGUAUUGGUGACGGAGCUUUUGCUCGUGGAUGAUGAGGAUGAGGAUGAUGAGGAGGAGGAUGGUGGGGGGUGAAAGGGACGGGGAGGGCGGUGCACCGAGGGAAACGUCAUUGGCAUCAGGGGCGGCUUGCAUCAGCACAGUAGUAGUGUUAGUGGCCAGCGCACUGAACUGUAAAACACAUUUCUAUGUCUCUUCCUCCUGUCUUCUUCCACGCGCACUCACGCUAGCCUCGCCUCUCUCCCAUCACUCGAACGGUGCAGGACCCGCGUGCUCGGCCGCCGGCUACCGCAAGGCAGAGGAUGAGAUGUCCGGGACCACAUCACAUGCGGACCCGAUAGAUGCCACAGCGAGGACCGUGCUGCUCAACCGAGCCCAGACCACCAAAUUUUGUGACAACCAUGUCAGCACGGCUAAAUACGGGAUCCUUACCUUCCUGCCGCGGUUCCUGUAUGAACAGAUCAGGCGAGCGGCUAAUGCUUUCUUUCUCUUCAUCGCUCUUAUGCAGCAAAUCCCUGAUGUCUCACCGACGGGUCGCUACACAACACUGGUGCCCCUUAUCUUUAUUCUGACAGUGGCUGGGAUCAAGGAGAUCAUUGAGGAUUAUAAAAGACAUAAAGCAGACAAUACGGUUAACAAGAAAAAGACAACAGUUCUGCGUAACGGAGCAUGGCAAACCAUCAUAUGGAAGCAGGUGGCAGUGGGAGACAUAGUCAAGGUGACCAAUGGGCAGCAUCUUCCGGCUGACAUGGUCAUAGUGUCCUCCAGUGAGCCUCAGGCAAUGUGCUAUACUGAAACAUCCAACUUAGAUGGUGAGACCAACCUAAAGAUCCGACAGGGUCUCUCUGUCACAGCUAGUUUUCAGUCUCUGGAGGAACUGAUGGCUUUGUGUGGUCGUCUUGAAUGUGAGGGGCCAAACAGACACUUGUAUGACUUCACUGGAACACUGCGCUUAGACAACCUCAACCCAGCUCCACUUGGGCCCGACCAGGUGUUGUUAAGAGGAGCCCAGCUCAGGAACACGCAGUGGGUUGUGGGAAUUGUAGUUUACACUGGACAUGAUUCAAAGCUCAUGCAGAAUUCAACUAAAGCUCCACUGAAGCGCUCUAAUGUGGAGCGUGUGACAAACAUGCAGAUCCUGGUUCUGUUCGGGAUUCUCCUGGUCAUGGCGCUGGUCAGCUCCAUCGGCGCCGCCAUAUGGAACAAACAGCACACAGAUGAGGCUUGCUGGUACCUUUCUCGUGCAGGUGACAUCUCUCUGAAUUUCUGGUACAAUCUGCUAACCUUCAUCAUCCUCUAUAACAACCUGAUUCCCAUCAGCCUCCUGGUCACGCUAGAAGUGGUCAAAUUCACACAGGCUCUCUUCAUCAACUGGGAUGUUGAGAUGUAUUACGCCGAGACAGACACUCCUGCUAUGGCCCGAACGUCCAAUCUGAAUGAAGAACUCGGCCAAGUAAAAUAUCUAUUUUCAGAUAAGACCGGCACUCUCACCUGCAACAUCAUGCACUUUAAGAAGUGCACGAUAGCUGGAAUUACAUACGGGCAUUUCCCAGACCUGGACUGCGAUCGAUCCAUGGAGGAUUUCAGUCACCUUCCCUCUACGAGUAAUAAUUCCACUGAGUUUGAUGAUCCUGCUCUUAUCCAGAACAUUGAGAAGAAUCAUCCUACAUCGCCGCAGAUUUGUGAGUUUUUGACCAUGAUGGCUGUUUGUCAUACUGUUGUUCCUGAGCGAGAAGGAAACCAAAUUAUCUUCCAGGCUUCCUCACCAGAUGAAGGAGCGCUGGUUAAAGGUGCCAAAGGUCUGGGUUUUGUUUUUACGGCACGAACCCCACAUUCAGUCAUCAUAGAAGCGAGAGGAAAAGAGCAGACAUAUGAGCUUCUUAAUGUACUGGAAUUUUCCAGCAAUCGCAAACGGAUGUCAGUGAUUGUCAGAACACCUACGGGAAAGCUUCGACUUUAUUGCAAGGGAGCGGACAAUGUGAUUUUUGAGCGUCUGAAUGAGGCGUCAGAAUAUAAGGACCUGACCUUGGCCCAUCUGGAGCAGUUUGCCACAGAAGGGCUGCGGACACUUUGUUUCGCAUAUGUGGACCUCGAGGAGGGGGAGUAUAAGGAAUGGCUGAAGGAGUACAAUCGUGUCAGCACUGUGCUAAAGGACAGAGCACAGAAACUAGAGGAAUGCUACGAACUCAUAGAGAAGAACUUGCUGUUGCUGGGUGCCACUGCGAUAGAAGACCGACUGCAAGCGGGAGUCCCAGAAACCAUAGCAACACUCAUGAGAGCCGACAUCAAGAUCUGGGUUCUGACCGGAGACAAGCAGGAGACGGCCAUCAAUAUUGGUUACUCCUGUAGGCUGGUGUCGCAUGGCAUGUCCCUCAUCAUCGUCAAUGAAGAUUCCCUGGAUGCAACCAGGGCCACACUAACAGCUCAUUGCUCCUCGCUGGGUGACAGUCUGAGGAAGGAGAAUGAGUUGGCUCUCAUCAUAGAUGGACAGACGCUCAAAUACGCCCUCUCUUUCGAAGUGCGUCAGGCCUUCCUCGACCUCGCGCUGUCCUGCAAGGCCGUUAUCUGCUGCAGGGUGUCUCCGCUGCAGAAGUCAGAGAUCGUGGAUAUGGUGAAGAAGCAUGUGAAGGCCAUCACGCUGGCUAUCGGAGACGGAGCCAACGAUGUGGGCAUGAUACAGACGGCACAUGUGGGAGUGGGCAUCAGCGGGAACGAGGGCAUGCAAGCCACCAACUCAUCUGACUACUCUAUAGCCCAGUUCUCAUACCUGGAGAAGCUGUUAUUGGUUCACGGGGCUUGGAGUUACAACCGGGUCACCAAAUGUAUCCUGUACUGCUUCUACAAGAAUGUGGUACUGUACAUCAUAGAGCUUUGGUUUGCGUUUGUAAACGGUUUCUCUGGACAGAUCCUGUUUGAACGUUGGUGCAUUGGCCUGUACAAUGUGAUCUUUACUGCUCUUCCUCCUUUCACCCUGGGGAUAUUUGACCGUCCGUGCAGUCAGCAGAACAUGCUACGCUUCCCUCAGCUGUACCGCAUCACACAGAACGCAGAAGGGUUUAACACUAAGGUUUUUUGGGGUCACUGUAUAAAUGCUCUCAUUCACUCCAUUAUUCUCUUCUGGUUUCCACUCAAAGUUCUGGAGCACGACACUCCCUUUGACAACGGCAACAGUGUCGACUACCUGUUCGUGGGGAACAUCGUCUACACGUAUGUAGUGGUAACUGUAUGUCUGAAAGCCGGUAUGGAGACCACAGCAUGGACAAGGUUUUCUCAUCUGGCUGUAUGGGGCAGCAUGGUGCUCUGGAUGUUGUUUUUUGCCGUCUAUUCUGCAAUUUGGCCAAGCAUUCCUAUAGCACCGGAUAUGUUGGGCCAGGCUGGCAGGGUGAUGCAGUGCUGGAGCUUCUGGCUGGGCCUGAUACUGGUGCCAACAGCAUGUUUACUCAAAGAUGUGGUGUGGAAUGCAGGGCGGCGUACAGUGAGGAAGACUCUGCUGGAGGAGGUGCAGGAACUGGAAGCUCGGGCUGUGGACCCUGGGGCAGCCGUCCUCAGAGAUGCCAGUGGCCGCAGUCUGAACGAGCGUGCCCACCUGCUGACACGGGUCUUCAGGAAAACGCCUUCCAGCGUGGGACGCUCAAACUCUGUGCAGCAGACCGUGUCACAUGGAUAUGCGUUCUCGCAGGAGGAGCAUGGCGUGGUGUCGCAGUCCCAGGUUGUUCGCUCCUACGACACCACCCGUCAGCGGCCCAGUCUGUAGCUGUAGCCACAGCGACAGCUGGUAGAGACUUUAACGACACACCUGUGCUGGGUGAUCCUGCUGUGGCCUUUAAGCUGAACUAAACUGAACUGGGCACAGCUAGCGCAACACUCAGCCGAGCUACAUAACACACCGCCUCCCGACGAGGGAGUGGAUUUACAGGAAACGGAGGGUUGGGGUGGGCGGGCAUAUUCUCACACCGAAACGGCCAGUCAAAAUGCACUACACACGAAUGGACAGGCGAAAGGAGCCAAGUAGCAUCCAGAAGCGGAAGCCAGAGACAAUGGUGUCUGUAUUACUGUCAUGAGUCACAAGACUGCUUCAUUUGGUUCUACAUGGUGCGGGUGCGUGUUUGCAUCUGCACUUUCGUGUAUGUGAGCGUAUAUAUCGAGAAGGAUGUGCAAUAUGUGCUCUUAUCCGUCGUGUGUGUGUCGGUUGUGGGGCGGCUGUUGCGCUUCUCGGUGUGUCUGCAUGUGUGUGUUUUUGUUGAGUCCUAGCAUCUGCGUCUCCAGAGAUCGGAGUUUGGCGUAUCCGUCAUCACCACGGCGAAGCAGGAGGGGAGGCCACUCUAAACAAACACAAAACAGCCACCCACAUGCAUACACUCUUAUUGGAGGAAUGCCCAUUGCAGACCUGAGAUGGGGGAGGUGUGGCUUACAGAUGCCGCAGACACACGCAUGCACCCACACGCAUGCACCGUUCCCAUCCAGCGAGGCUGCCAAAACACACAGUGAUUCCUGUGAGGCGGAACCCCCACCCUGCAGCAUGGAGCUUCCCAGCUUACCACACACACACAAAUACACCUUCUCUCGCUCUCUGUCUCACCUAAUCUUCUACUUAAUGGCGGCCUCUGUAUCUUAGAGCUCAUGUUCUCUCCGUCUGCCUCUGUCUUUGAUUCUCUCUCUUUUUCCAGAUCGCCAAUCUCCAUGUCUCCUUGUUCUCUUGGUCUAGUUAUCCUGUCAUUCCCUCUCUGUUCCAGUCGGUGGCUGCUGUGGAUCACAGCUGUAGCUUUUGCUUUGUUCGCUUUUACUCGACUUGUCGGGUUUCUGAACCGUUUUGUCAAAUAAACUGGACUUGUGACUCUG